Messenger RNA from Sorghum bicolor (sorghum), 1374 nucleotides. RefSeq names its product translation initiation factor IF-2-like. The transcript is spliced from 3 exons. The record is from RefSeq and is a predicted model, not a curated record. The coding region runs from base 132 to 623 and encodes 163 amino acids. Lineage: Eukaryota; Viridiplantae; Streptophyta; Magnoliopsida; Poales; Poaceae.
CUUUACCGACUGCUCUAAUUCUAGGCAGUCGGUAAAAGAUUUUUGUAAUUAAAAUAUAUCGUGCCUUUGCCGACUGCCUUGCCCAUUAGCAGUCGGCAAAGGACUUUAACCUAAAAGGUCAGCCCAUAUCCAUGCCGACCUUUUAUUUUCUAAAAAAAAAGAAUCGAGCGCCCGCAUCCAGCGCGCCCCGCGCCCGCACGCAGCGCAGCGCCGCCGCCGCAGUCCCGCCGUCGGCCGCGCCCCGGCCGCCUCCCCUGCGCCCUGCGCUCGCACCUCCCCUGCGCCCUGCGCUUGCACCCGUGCCUCCUCCCCUGCCGUUGACCGCCCGCCCGCCUGCCCGCUUCGAUCCGGCCGCUUCGAUCCGGCCGCUUCGGUCUGGCCGCUCCGGCCCCAGCCGCUUCGGUCGCCCGCCCGCCCGGCCGCUUCGGUCCGGCCGCUCCGGCAGCCCCGCCGCGCCGCGCCCUCGAGGAUCCGCUCCUUGUGGCUGCCGGAUCUACAGGGCGUCGGGGGAGAACCCCUCCGUCACAGUGCGUUUCGAGGUCAAGGGUCCACAGGAAAGCAGAAGGCAGGGCAAGGGUCCUAAUCUGCCGUCGUUGAUGGCGUUGCCACUCCCAGAUAUUUGAGCUGGAUCACCCGAACGUGUUCAACCAAACAUUAAGUUUACGGAAUAUAUGGCGAUUGAGGAUGAGCUGCGAUCUCUCCACGCGGUCAUGAUUACUUGAUAUGAUAUAAUUAAGCUAACUAAUUCUAGAUCCAUAUACUUAUGAACAUUUCAAAGUGGAAAGUGACAUGUUAGAAUUAACAGCUAGCUAGUUCACUGAUGCUUCGUACCUCUGUAAUAAACUAAUAGCCACCAAAUUUAUAGGACUAACAUGUCUUUGUUUUCUUUGUUGGUCAUAUCUUUGAAUGCAAUUAGGACGGUUGCUAAUUUAGUUGAUAAAGAAGUUUAUUAAAUAAUAAGCUUGGUAAGCUUUUCCCCAUAGAAAAAAUAAUCACAUUAUUUUAGCUUGUGCCUAAUGCUUAUUAGAUAGCUUGUUUAGUUAGAGGGUUUGUAGAUUUCCCUUUCACUUAAUUGACUAGAACAUCUCUGAAAACUCAGUCAGGUCUGCACAUAGCUAAAUUCUUAUGUCUAAUAUGUUUGUUGAUGACACUCAAACUUAUUUUGGGGGUCCUGCAUCCAAUCCUAUAGGAACUUGUUAGGCUCUUAUGGUGCACUUGGUAUGUGCCACAUAUUGUUUCUUCUUCUUAUUCCUAGCAUGCAUCAAGAAACUUGCCUUGUGGAAUGUUGAUGUGCUCUUCAUUUCUUUGGAUUAUGAAAGUUUCUGUCAAUUGUAAGUAGUAUUUAGUUAAUGAAAAAAUUUGUGUCAUUUUGGU